AUGACGAUGAUGAUGACUGGCCGUGUGCUGCUGGUGUGUGCCCUCUGCGUGCUGUGCUGCGGUGCUGCAAUGGUGAUGGCGGAGGCCAAUGUCGAUAAAGGUACCGAAAUGAAAAAAGAUGAAUCAUUUGACAGUUCAGAGCUUAUUUCUGGUAUUGUUGGCGCUGAACAACAUGUAACGCAGGAUUCAGUCAGGGAAGGUUCCGAAAACGGUAAUCAGUCUUUGGGUGCACAAACGGGAAAUGGCAUCAACCAGGAUAAUGGUGUGAUCAUAGCAUCACCAGCAAGCACAGUGAGAGGGGAAGAAGAAGAAGAAGAAGAAGAAGAAGAAGAAGAAGAAGAAGAAGAAGAAGAAGAAGAAGAAGAAGAAGGGGAAAGUGUUGAUGCAGAAGGGGAAACCGAAGAAAUUGAGGAACUCAAAGGUCCAAUUGAAGGCGAAGAAACAUCCCAAUUAACAUUGCCGCAAGAAGGAGUACUACUACCAUCAGAACCAUUAAAAACGACACUGAAUGGAAACCCAGCAGGAACUUUAAAUGCAACACCAGCGAAAGGACAGCCCCGCUCUGAUGAUGGCUCCGCCCAGGAAGAAGGACUCAAAUUACCAACACUACAAGCACCUGCAGCACCUGCAGCACCUGCAGCAGCGGCAGCAGCGGCAGAAGCAACAACAACACAAACAAAAGAUGAAAACCCCUCCUCUGCAGAUGACCCUUCAGUGCAACAUGUAGAAGCAUCUCAACACGACAUGGAGUUAAGAAGUGCCUUACGAAAAGAAGGAACCAUCCCCACCACAGUCACCAAAACAGACGGACCAACAGAAGUUAACGCCGAAUCAACUCCAACAUCACCCUCAGCUUCCAAAGGUGCCAUUACAAAUGACGCUGACGAAGGAAAUGAAGAAGGCAUUCAAAAACACGAUCAAGCACCUGAUGGUGAAGCGACGAAAGAAGCACAACAAGGUGAAAAUAAAGAAGAAAAUACAAAUAAAACAGCAACUCUUGAAGCCGCAGCUAUAACAAAUGAUACUGCGACUCAUGGCGACAGUGACGGCAGCACCGCUGUCUCCUGCACCACCUUCCCUCUUUUGCUGCUUCUUCUUGUUGUUGCGUGUGCGGCUGCUGCUGCGGUGGUGGCCGCGUGA
Messenger RNA from Trypanosoma cruzi, 1140 nucleotides. Its product is annotated as mucin-associated surface protein (MASP), putative. The transcript has a single exon. The record is from RefSeq and is a predicted model, not a curated record. Bases 1 to 1140 code for a protein of 379 amino acids. NCBI's taxonomy places the organism in Eukaryota, Euglenozoa, Kinetoplastea, Trypanosomatida, Trypanosomatidae.